Molecule: messenger RNA, 1991 nt
Organism: Loxodonta africana (African savanna elephant)
Lineage: Eukaryota; Metazoa; Chordata; Mammalia; Proboscidea; Elephantidae
Gene: SGSH
Product: N-sulfoglucosamine sulfohydrolase
Exons: 8
Coding region: 21-1538 (505 amino acids)
Biological process (GO): glycosaminoglycan catabolic process; heparan sulfate proteoglycan catabolic process
Molecular function (GO): N-sulfoglucosamine sulfohydrolase activity; N-acetylglucosamine-6-sulfatase activity; glycosaminoglycan binding
Source: RefSeq, a predicted model, not a curated record
GAUCCGCCGCUGCCGCCACCAUGCGCGGGGCCAGGCCAGCCUGCUGCGCGCUGCUGCUCCUCCUGGGGCUGUGCUCGGCGCACGGGGCGCGCGCCCGGAACGUGCUGCUGAUCCUCGCUGAUGAUGGGGGCUUUGAGAGCGGCGUGUACAACAACAGUGCCAUCGCCACCCCGCACCUGGAUGCCUUGGCUCGCCGAAGCCUGAUCUUCCGCAACGCCUUCACCUCCGUCAGCAGCUGCUCUCCCAGCCGGGCCAGCCUCCUCACUGGCCUGCCCCAGCACCAGCAGGGGACAUAUGGCCUGCACCAGGACGUCCAUCACUUCAACUCCUUUGACAAGGUGCGGAGCCUGCCGCUGCUGCUCAGCCAGGCCGGCGUUCGCACAGGCAUCAUUGGGAAGAAGCACGUGGGGCCCGAGGUGGUGUACCCGUUUGACUUCGCCUACACGGAGGAGAACGGCUCUGUCCUCCAGGUCGGGCGGAACAUCACCAGGAUAAAGCUGCUGGUCCAGAGAUUCCUGAAGUCACAGGACGACAGGCCCUUCUUCCUCUACGUUGCAUUCCAUGACCCUCACCGCUGCGGACACUCCCAGCCCCAGUAUGGAGCCUUCUGUGAGAAGUUUGGCAAUGGGGAGAGUGGCAUGGGGCGCAUUCCAGACUGGACCCCCCAGACCUAUGACCCGCAGGACGUGCAGGUACCCUACUUCAUCCCAGACACCCCAGCCGCCCGAGCCGACCUGGCUGCGCAGUACACCACCAUCGGCCGCAUGGACCAAGGGAUAGGCCUGGUGCUCCAGGAGCUGCGGGAAGCUGGUGUCCUGAAUGAUACUCUGGUGAUCUUCACAUCUGACAACGGGAUCCCCUUCCCCAGUGGCAGGACCAACCUGUACUGGCCGGGCACUGCAGAGCCCUUGCUGGUGUCGUCCCCUGAGCACCCGCGCCGCUGGGGCCAGGUCAGCGAGGCCUAUGUGAGCCUCCUAGAUCUGACCCCCACCAUCUUGGAUUGGUUCUCCAUUCCCUAUCCCAGCUACGCCAUCUUCAGCUCCAAGACCGUGCAGCUCACUGGCCGGUCCCUCCUGCCAGCACUGGAGUCAGAGCCCCCCUGGACCACCGUCUUUGGUAGCCAGAGCCUCCACGAGGUCACCAUGUCCUACCCCAUGCGCUCUGUACGCCACCAGAACUUCCACCUGGUGCACAACCUCAACUUCAAGAUGCCCUUCCCCAUCGACCAGGACUUCUACGUCUCCCCCACGUUUCAAGACCUCCUGAACCGCACCAGGGCAGGCCAGCCCACGGGCUGGUACAAGGACCUCCAUCACUACUACUACCGGGAGCGCUGGGAGCUCUAUGACUGGAGCCAGGACCCCCAUGAGACCCAGAAUCUGGCUGCUGACCCACACUACGCCCAGCUUCUGGAAGUGCUCAAGACCCAGCUGGCCAAGUGGCAGUGGGAGACCCAUGACCCCUGGGUGUGUGCUCCUGAUGGAGUCCUGGAGGAGAAGCUGUCUCCCCAGUGCUGGCCACUCCACAAUGAGCUGUGAGCAUCCCAACCGUCAUGUGACCCUUCCCUUCCAGCAUGGUCCCCGCAGCUGGCCAUCUCAGCUGGUGAUACUUGUUGUCCUUCCUGCCACUGCCUUGGAGAGCACAGCAGAGCGUGUUUCCAGCCCCUUCCCCUCCCUGGGGUACCGCCACAAUGCAGGGGACACCACUGUCCUUGAGUCCGUGCUGUGUCCCAGCACAGGGAUUCUAGGGAGAACCUGGGAUGGAGUGGGGUCCUGGCCCACGACAAGGUGAGAAUGCUCAGGGCAAGGGAGUACUGUCCCUUGUUUUCUGGGAGCGAGCAGGGGACCUGCUUUGGAGCCCACAGUUAUUUCUGAACCUUCAUGAUAAAGAGAGGGGGCCUUCUUUGUGCCUCGGGGAUGGCAGGCUGGCUCUGACCACGCUCAGCAUGGGAAUAUGGUUUCCUGAUUUUAAUCAGCUUCUGGUCUUGAGGA